AUGUCGUCCAGGAAGCUGAUAGCCGGAUCUGGACAUGAUAUGAGACCCGCUGGGCGCGCUUCAUCCUACGGCCUGAGCGUUGCCAGUGCUGACCUUGCUUGCAAAUGCAAAAUCUGGGCCGAUACGUCUACGGCAAUCCAGCCAACCUCCAUGCUUAGCGCACCAACGGGCCAGUGCGGAUCAGAGGUUGCAGCGAUAAUCAUCGAGCAGGUGAGGGAUUGCUCGGCAUUGGCAAUAGUGGGUGAUUAUAGCAGCGCUAAUGACCGCAAACGCUGGGCUGUGGUUUCCAUGGAAUGCUCUCUAGUCGUCGGCCGGUCGUGGAGCGACAUCUCCGCUUACAAUUCCGUCUCGGAGCCGCCGACAGUCCGAACCAAUGUCUACAGUACCGUUUUGCCUGAAAAGCAAUCCUCUCUCGACGUCGUCAGGGUGCACUCCCCAGCAGCGAAUUACAAGCAAGACCCUUGCAAUGCCACAUGCGCCGCCGCCAACGUGGCUACCAUCUCUCUGACGAUGUCGAUACUCUGGCUUUAUGAUGCGUACAAAGAAGAUACGAUCCCUGCACCCGGCCUGAAGAAAUCUCUAUGGACGAUAGACGCAAGGAGACGCCUAAGAAUUGAUCGCCCAGGAGAUACAGCUUGUUCAGAGGAUGGAUCCAUUCCGUUUGCGUACGCAGAGGGCGUUGCGACAUCGUCCUUAAAUGGACGGGUCUCGAGUGCCGCUGCGUAUGACCCAAGAAUUUUCGAAGGUUAUCCCAUGAAUGCUGCUAUUAUAAGAUACUGA
Messenger RNA from Rasamsonia emersonii CBS 393.64, 780 nucleotides. RefSeq lists its product as uncharacterized. The transcript has 5 exons. Bases 1 to 780 code for a protein of 259 amino acids. The record is from RefSeq and is a predicted model, not a curated record. Lineage: Eukaryota; Fungi; Ascomycota; Eurotiomycetes; Eurotiales; Trichocomaceae.